Molecule: messenger RNA, 2175 nt
Organism: Nematocida homosporus
Lineage: Eukaryota; Fungi; Microsporidia
Exons: 1
Coding region: 1-2175 (724 amino acids)
Source: RefSeq, a predicted model, not a curated record
AUGAAAACUAGAUUGAUAAACUGGCUUCUUUUGGUUGCUCUUUUCUGUCCUGCCAUCUACAGCACGAGCGGGGCUGAUCCAGCUCCUGCUUACGUUGACAUUGAUGGUGCAGUUCCUAGCUUGGCCAACUUGGCAAAACUUGGCUUCGACUGGGCCCAAGGGAUGAAUGCCGUAGUAACUGAGCAGAAAGAACAACUUGAUGUCGCUAUGAGAGAGUUAAAGGAGUGUGUUCUACAAUUACAAAGCAAGGUCGGCCGGUUAUCUAAGGCGGACAUAUCAGAGGAAACCACAUCAGACUCUACACCAAAAUCAAAUCAUGCAGUUGAUCUAGCGAUUGCAGAGGCAAGAAGGAUGAUUGAAAGAGCUUAUAUACAACCUAAUGCAAGUAGAAAGGGCUCUUUAACUGAACCAAACCAACAAGAUAUCAACGACAACAGCAUUGCUGAUCACAUUGAUAAAACCAUAAACGCCAUUACUAAGCUUGAACAAACUAGUGAGGCCUUUAAUAAUGCCAUCUUAAAACAGUGCCAGCGGUAUUUAGGAUCGUCCGAUCUGAAUCUACACGACACUAGGCCGUACAUUCAGAAAAGCAAGAGUCUUAGCCUUUACUUAUUGCUAUUCAAGAAUUAUAAGGCGCUAGAUAUUUAUAAUGUCGUUAGAAGAAUGUAUAACCUCUUCCAUCCUAAAUACUUCAAGCAAAUAUACUGGCGCGAAGAUCUUCAAACUCAAGACUUUCUGAACAUUGCCAUGAUGUUCGUGGCCUUAGAAGGCGGGCCUAACAACAGCAGAUUACAGGACCUUAACGAUCCAUUCAGCAAACCAUACAAGGACUUUAUUGAGAAUAUAACCAAGCAAAUUGGGCUGCUCGCAAAGAAAGGUAAUCUUGUUGAGCUUGCCGAAAUGUUAGAGUUAAUCUACUAUAACAAGCACACGGCCAAAGAGCUUAAUCUUAGUGAAGAAGAACACAACGCCCGGUUCCACUUCUUAAACGCCAAAACCAUAAUUUCAACCAAACCAAAUAUCUACCUCCUGAGAAACAGUCGACUGCUACGAUAUCUACACCCACUCAACGCCGAGCUUUAUAUGAAUAACAUCGAGUAUGAUUAUGACGCAAGUGAAUCAACCAUUACGCUCAGCACACCAGAUCAAAAACAGCAAUACAACACUACAGAGGGUAUUAGCGGCAGCCGAAGUAAAUUCGAGGCAGCAUUUGCGCUACAACACCUCAAAAGCGGAUAUUAUACAAUCAAGGCAGAUAAUAAGAGACAAAUCAACACAUUCAAGAAGAUCCUAGCCAAGUAUCUGCCAAAAGAUGCAAUGGACAGUAUCAUCUUUGAGUCGGCCGACACUAACCGUAGCAAUAUGCUGCUGUCGGCUAUGGCCUGGAUUGGGCCUGUUCUGGCCUUUGUUGUCUCCGCAGCAGCAGGUUCCAUAUUAGUCUCCAUUCUUCCUCUAGCCAUUACAACACCAUACACUCCAUUUGCUAUAAUUAUACUAGCCGUUCUCACCGCUGUUCUAGUACUCAAUGUAGACCUACUCCAGACGAACAAGUCGCUGAACCAAGACAAAAGAGUCAUGUCUGCAGUUCUAUUGGGUGCGCUAUUCUGCGGCUGGCUGCUAAUGGUUGCCUAUCACAUUGUCUAUUGCCAGCUAGUUUGGGGCUAUAACCCAAGAGAACUGGUUGUGUUUGGACUGUUGCUUAUCUCGUUUGUGGCUACAUCUAUUUCUCUUCUAGCCAAACUUAUCGCCGUCCGUGGGCAAAUAUCUAUCCUCCGGCAUCUCUACCACCUGUUAUACUUCUUGUCGUUUUUAUUGGCUGCGGCCGUGCCCAUUCUUGUUUUACUUGGCCACACUCUCGAUGCCAGACUGCUGCUCGAAUCUCAUGUCCUUAUUGCAGCAGCCUGUCUUUUGCUGGUUGGUGUGGUAAUCGAUGUCUUUGCAAUUCCUUUGGAUCGUGCUAGCCAUAGAUACACCAAGAGUGAAAAACGGGCCAAGUACAUUAAGAUAUUCAUAAUAGUCUUGGCAAUCACAAUACCUAUUUUAAUCGCGAUCAAGUUGAUUACUUCUUAUAACUUACUAGCCACUGACUUCACUGAAGUUGUUGGAUCUAACCUUAACCCCAGCACUCUCCAUUCAUGGCUCACAAGUGUCAAACAAGCCAUCGGCAUUAACUAG